Molecule: messenger RNA, 2567 nt
Organism: Pipistrellus kuhlii (Kuhl's pipistrelle)
Lineage: Eukaryota; Metazoa; Chordata; Mammalia; Chiroptera; Vespertilionidae
Gene: FOXJ1
Product: forkhead box J1
Exons: 4
Coding region: 448-1698 (416 amino acids)
Biological process (GO): regulation of DNA-templated transcription
Molecular function (GO): sequence-specific DNA binding; DNA-binding transcription factor activity
Source: RefSeq, a predicted model, not a curated record
CGGAGCCAAAGGAGGGAGUUCCAGGGAGUUACCGCCGCAGAGCGGGGCGAGAGCCCGCGGUCACCUUGGAGACGCGCCGGCCAAUGGCAGCGGCGGAAGCUGUUUAUGGGGGCGGGGCGUCGCCAUGGCAGCAGGAGAAGCCUUCGGAGCGGCUACUUAACGCGAGUCCCGGGCCGCGGGCGCUCAGAGAGGCGCCUUCAGGCUCGGGGGGCGGCGAGGGGUGCCGGCGGGGCCCUCCGCGGAGGGCUCAGAGCCGCGGGGGUGGUGGCAACUUCUUCCAGAAGCUUCCCUUAGCCCGGCUGCGCCCUGAGCCAGGCCCCACGUCCGUCCGUGUUCGGAGUCGGCGACCCCGGUCGCGGGGAUGGACGCGCGCGUCCGGGAGGCGGCGUAGCGGUUCGGCGGAGGGAGCGCCGGAGGGACGCUGCCCGCCCCCUCGGAGCCGCGGCCAUGGCGGAGAGCUGGCUGCGCCUCCCGGGCGCAGGGCCGGCGGCGGGGCCGGAGGGCGGCCUGGAGGAGCCGGACGCCCUGGACGACAGCCUGACCAGCCUGCAGUGGCUGCAGGAGUUCUCCAUCCUCAGCGCCAAGGCGCCCGCGCUGCCCCCGGGGGGCGCCGACCCGCACGGCUACGGCCAGGUGUCGGGCUCCGCGGCGCCGGGGUCCCCGCUGGCGGCCGACCCCGCCUGCCUGGGGCCGCCGCACACGCCGGGCAAGCCCACGGCCUCCUGCACGUCCGGCGCCCCGGGGCUGCCGCCCCCCGACGACGUGGACUACGCCACCAACCCCAGCGUGAAGCCGCCCUACUCCUACGCCACGCUCAUCUGCAUGGCCAUGCAGGCCAGCAAGGCCACCAAGAUCACGCUGUCCGCCAUCUACAAGUGGAUCACGGACAACUUCUGCUACUUCCGCCACGCGGAUCCCACCUGGCAGAACUCCAUCCGCCACAACCUGUCCCUGAACAAGUGCUUCAUCAAGGUGCCGCGGGAGAAGGACGAGCCGGGCAAGGGCGGCUUCUGGCGCAUCGACCCGCAGUACGCCGAGCGCCUGCUGAGCGGCGCCUUCAAGAAGCGGCGGCUGCCCCCGGUGCACAUCCACCCCGCCUUCGCCCGCCAGGCCGCGCCCCCGCCGGGCCCCGCGCCCUGGCCCGGGCCGCCGGCCGCCAGCACCGAGGCCCAGCGGCUGCUGCGGGAGUUCGAGGAGGCCACGGGGGAGGGCGGCUGGGGCGCGGGCGAGGGCAGGCCCGGGCACAAGCGCAAGCAGCCGCUGCCCAAGCGCGUGGCCAAGGCGCCCCGGCCGCCCAGCUCCCUGCUGCUGACCCCGGAGGAGCAGGGCGAGCUGGAGCCCCUCAAGGGCAGCUUUGACUGGGAGGCGGUGUUCGACGCGGGCGCCCUGGGCGGGGAGCUGGGCGCGCUGGAGGCCCUGGAGCUGAGCCCCCCGCUGAGCCCCGCCUCGCCGGGCGGCGACGUGGACCUCACCGCCCACGGCCACCGCGUCGACUGCCCCGCCACCUGGGGGCCCGCGGGGGAGCAGGCCGCCGACAGCCUGGACUUCGACGAGACCUUCCUGGCCACGUCCUUCCUGCAGCACCCCUGGGACGACGGCGGCAGCGGCGGCCUGCCCCCCGAGCCCCUCUUCGAGGCCGGGGACGCCACCCUGGCCGCCGAGCUGCAGGACUGGGCCAGCGUGGGCGCCUUCUUGUAAGAGGCCGGGCCCACCCGCCUGCGGACGGCGUCCGAGUCCCGGCCAGACUGGCCCCAGCGGGACCCCGCUGCCCAGACAGGGGCUGGGCACGCCUCCCGGGCCGGCACCACGGGGCCACACAUCCCCCAGCCGGGCCGCCCUUGGCUCCCAGCCCCGGGGAACCGAUCGCCGCCGUCAGCCCGGGCCCCACACAGUGUUGCUUUGCCCUCAUCUGCCCGCCCCAGGGACCGGCCUGAGGGCCCGCCUGGCUGGGGCACCUGGGCUUCCAAAGGUUCUCCUUCCUCCUCCCCCGCCCCCACCCGGGGUCUGUAUCCAGAGAAAAGUCCCAGGUCCGCUAAUGAGGUGACUGCAGAUUUACCCCCUGGGGCCUCUCCAGCAAAGCCCCAGGGGCCGGGCGGGCAGGAGGCGGGCGGAGCCGGAGGGGCCGAGAGGAGAGAGACCUGAGGGCCGGGCCCCCACGGGGCAGGGAGACCUCCUAAGGCCUCCUGGCCCAUCUCCACCGCGGGCAGGGGCGAGGCUGGAAACCCCGCACGUCUGAGCCCCACUGGAGGCUGACAGUGUGAGGAGCUGGGUUCCGGGGGUUGGGGGCAGGGCGGAGGGGCAGACGGACUAACGUAGUGAGUGUAACCUAGAGCUGAGGCUUAACCGGGAGGGAUGGCCAGCUUGCUAGAACCACGGGGACCAGGAAGGGGUGGGGUCGCCCGUGCCCCGCCUGCACUCCUGGGGGAGUGUCUUGCGCCCGACCCCCCAGCGCCCCAGGCUGCAUCCCGAAUCCAUCCUCCUGCCCACAGGGCAAUUUAACCUUUUUCAUGGAAAGUUAUUUGCAAUACAUGUUUUUUUGACAAUAAAUUUUUUUUUAAAUCUGCAAA